Molecule: messenger RNA, 5870 nt
Organism: Hydractinia symbiolongicarpus
Lineage: Eukaryota; Metazoa; Cnidaria; Hydrozoa; Anthoathecata; Hydractiniidae
Exons: 7
Coding region: 418-5175 (1585 amino acids)
Biological process (GO): regulation of DNA-templated transcription
Molecular function (GO): DNA binding; DNA-binding transcription factor activity, RNA polymerase II-specific
Source: RefSeq, a predicted model, not a curated record
UAAAAAUAAGAUAAGAUAUUCAAAAUAAAAACAAAACAAAAAUGUUAAAGGGUUAAAUUUGGAACAGCAGUCCGUGAAUUACUAUAUUGCCAUAAAAUUGUCUUAAGUGCAGUAUCGCUAUCUCUGUGCCGGGGUGAGUAUACAUAUGUAUCACAUGUAUCACAAAAUAUUCUCCUUAUUUCACUGAAAACUAAACACAAAACAAAACAAAAAAAAAUACAAGAUUUUUUUAUAAAAUCUAUUUUCUUUAACUUAACUCAUUUGGCUAUUACUGAAUAAUACUAAUAUUUUUUUUGAAAUAAUAUAUUAACAUAACAACACCCGUCUGUAAUUAGAUGCUUUAUAAAUGCCGGAUCAGUAAAGGAAAAACAGUACACGAGAAGCUCACACACCCGAAACACAAAAACACGAGAAAAUAUGACCACCAAUAGUUUAUCUGAGACUGACUCUAUUAAUUGUGAUCAGUGUAAUGCCAGUUAUAAUUCUGUGAAAAUUAAACCUGUUUAUGAUAAGGAUGGAAUUGUGUGUGGCCAUAGAUGUGAUUAUUGUCGAAUGGAAAAUGUUCAAAAUGCACGUAGAUGCGAACUAACGAAAUGUGAGCAAACAUUUGGAAAGGUACUAAACCUUAGAAUCAUUCCUGCUAAAUUUUAUGAUUUACCAGAUGGCAAAGCUAAAAAUGACAUCAUCACUCAAUUUGGACUUACAAAAGAUACAAAAGCCUGCUGUAACACCUGUUAUCUUAGGAUUAGCAGGGCAGUACAAAAGUCAAAAAUAUUUACUGCCUACCAAAAGGAACAGUUAGAAAUCAGUGUGGCAAAGGAAUCAUUGAAAAACGAUAGUUCUAACCAAAAUACCAGCAAUGUAACAGGGAACAAGUCGGACCUUCUAGGGGACAAAAUUUGUUACUCAGGUCCCCAAUUCAGAAGAAAAGAAGGAAUGAUUCCCUUUUGGCUAAAAUCAAAACAAUCUGAUGAUAAGAAAAAGGAUAACACUCUGGCUGAAGAAAAAUGUUUUAAAUCAAGUAAGGAUUACGAUCAAAGUGAUUAUACAGAAGAAAGCUUUUUUUAUGAUCAAAAAUACGAGACUGAAGACAAUGAUAAUUUCUCACAUGAUGACACUUAUAGACCGCCUACAGACUGCCAUAUUAAACCAAUGACUAGUCCACCCAAAACAAGAUCAAGAAGAGUUAAAAAGCCAGUUCGUUACACACAGGAUGCCUCAAAUUUUGUUGUUAAUGAGGAUAGUGAAUAUAACAAUAUUGAAGAGGACCAGGAGCACGAGCCCAAAAGAUUGGUGUGUACUACAGACAUGAAUGAGUCAUAUGAAAAGGAGGAAACAAAAGAUAUGAAUAUUACAGAGCCAGUCAAUACUAAAAAUGUUCAGCUUCAAGUCAAUGAAAAUGAACUUGAUGAAACAGCAAUGCCAUCACAAAUCCUAUCAGAUGUUGCAUCAUGUAAACAUUGCCACCAAGUUUGUAAUUCUGAUGAUGUAAACAAUACACAGAACAGUAGUAUGGAACCUGAAUGCAGUGACUGUCAAUCCACAAAGCCAAUUGUAUUAUCUUGUGUUGUUCGAGGAUGCACAACUCCUCCGGAUGAAGUGAAGUUGCAGGUCUUACCUGCUGGAUAUUUCUCACUAUUACGAAUACAUAAAAGAACAAUAUCACUCAAAUUUGGUUUAAAGAAGUAUGUAAAGACCUGCUGUACACGUUGUUUCACGUUGAUCAACGAAGCUGUAAACGAAUGCAGUGAAAUGGGAGACUUAUCCUACACCAUAUGUGGCUCAUGCGAGCACAUCAUACCAGAAAGCUCCUUGGUGAAAUGCAAAAACAAAAACGGCAAGCUGAUCAAUGUUGGUUGUUAUAAAUGUUGCCAGGACGGGUUGACCACGAACUCCGGGUCACCGCAAUCAAGUAUGAAAAAAUUAGAUUUUAUAAAACCACCACGAAAACACAACAGAGGUGGUAACAGGGUGUCGGCAGAACUUGCAACUUUUUUAAAGGAUUUCGAUAAAACUGGUAAAGAAAUCACUGGAUUUCUGGCAGAUUUAAAAUUAAAUAAGUCAGCCAGAUACAACAUUUGUCAUGUCAGCGGUUGUACAUCGCAGGGUGAAACAGCAUGGUUGUAUCCUUACGGUGCCAUCAUUAAAUCGACUUCCAAAGCGGUUGCCAUGGAACUGCUGCGUGUGUUUCGAUUAUCAGAAGGUAGUGACGUAUAUUGCUGUCGCGACUGUUUCACUCAGCUGAAAUGGUACGCUGCGUUUUUGAGCAAUGAGAUUAAAUCAGUGGAACCAAAAGAGACACCAAGUUUACAGGCUCUUAAAAGGAAUGCGCGGAUUUUACCAAAACCGACAAUUCUUGUGCCCGUUUCGAUAGCGCAAAAUGUCGGCCAAUUGAGAUUAACGACCAGUACUACCAUGCCUGCCAUCAGAAUUUACCAACAACAGAACUCCUUCGUGACAACACAACCGGCAGCCCUGUGCGUCACAAGCCAACCCACAACAGCCUUUGGCGUCACGACUAAACCAGCGACUGUGCAGCCUGUCCCAGACAUUCAAAUCAGCAACGUGCAUUCUGUAGAAAAACAAAACGACCAUAACAACAUCACUAAAACAAUGCCAAUUGUUUCUGUAAGUCAAAGCAGGACGGUUUCUUCGCUGGCAUCUAAAAGCAGUCCAAAAUAUCCACAGGUGGCGUCGGUGUUUUCAUUUACUCCGCCAGCGUCAGGGUCUAGAUUUCAAGCUAUUAGGUUACCCGAUGACGUCCUGCUGUCGUAUCCAGUAAAUGUUACAACAUCCACCAACUCGCCGCAACGUAGUCUACAACCAGUACCUCUUGUUACAACUCCCCAACAGCUUCUAAAUUCCCAAAAUCCAAUCCUGUUGACUGCCAGACCUAUUCAGCAUUGUCUGAAUGUCAUACCUUCGCCUGUCAGCGCAAGUCAACAACAAGCAAGUAUUAACUUGCAGAAGAUGACAACAACAACUCCACCUGUACGAUCUCAGACAGCUGCUUGUAACAUGAUGUACAACAAGGCGACACUUACAGAUGCACAGCCCGUCAUGUUGGACAAAGUGUGCCAAACUGGACUUAUUUACAUAAGCGAUUCGAAAGAUCAGUGUUCAAGCACAAGAUUGAAACAGCCGUACAACGAGGUCACUGAUGCGAAACUGAAGAAAGCUGUACGCAAGGAGUCAAAAGAGAUGUUUGAUGUCUUUCUUGAUAAACUGAACGAAUUAAGUUUGGGCUGUGGUUUGGAGUUGUUAAAAGAAUUUACGCAUCCAAAGGAGGUUCUUCACACGCAACACUUGAUGACCAUGUUAGAAGACUACGGCAAUUUAUACAGACGAACUUAUCGCCACAACAAACAAGAGCGAUUACGAAUACUCAGCAGUGUGGCUGGAUACGCAUCCAAUGAACUGUUAAGGAAAUAUUUCCAACACUACACUGCUAAAGGCGACUUGGUUAGUGUGAAUGAGGACGAGAUUAAAAGGGCUCGUGAUUACUCCAACCUGUUUGGUCCUGGAAUUGUCCUUCCGAAUGUUGAGCUAAAAUCAGGUCAACUUCUGUCAAAUAACACAAGUAGUGCGUCUCUCACAUCCAUCACCACCGACACAUUAGUGACGUCAGGUUCUCCUUCGCAGAUGCCCAUUCUUGUAACGAAAUGUUUAAGAACCGCAUCUAAUGUUGGGCCGUCAUUAAAUGAUGUGUCUUUAAAAGACGAGAGUAAUAAAAAACGUAUUGAGGUGAUCACGAUUGAUGAUCCGGAUGACCCAGAGGAUCAGGAAAUUAACAGUGUAGGGAAUUCAAUAUUUUCAGACGUGAACGAGACUAAAACCCAACCUCGUGCAUCCAAUAACGUAGCCGUUUCUAAUGAAGACGUUGUACCGAAGAAAUUUAAUGGCUUACCUGGAUACUUUCUCACCCCUCGCAGUAAAAUGUGGAUAAAUCCGAUAACAGAGACAAAGCUUGUGGAAAAAAUACCGACAAUAGAAAGAGAAGAAGAAGAAAAAAUAAAGUGCGAGAAUUUUCAAGUGGAGGAGAUCGAUGUUCUACCUUUGGAUUACGAUGAGUAUCCAGAUCGCGCACUCUCCCCCGUAUUUGACUUAAUAAGAUCUACGAGUAAGUGCUUAGCCCCCGUUGCGGUUUGUUCAAAAUUCAGUCCAGGGGUAACUGAUUUGUCUGGAAAAACGAUAAGUAAUAAAUCAGUUUCCGAUAAUCCGAUUUUUGAUUCCGAUAAUCAGUCAAACAAGGUUAUUCAGCGCAACCUUGAAGCGCAAAAUGAAGCCGUCGAAGUUAAAGUCAAAAGGAAGCGGACAAGGUUUAGUCACGAAGAACGAGAAAAGUUGGAGGGAUUUUAUAUGGAAGGUGUUCUACAUGGGAAGAAGAGAAAGACGUCAGAAAUGAGCGCAAUUUUAAAUAUCGACUGUAAGACCAUUCGAACGUGGUUUCGAAAUCGUGGCUGCAAAGCGCGUAAAGAAAAAUUUGAACAGAGUUUAAAAAAAGCCAGUGUUGUGGCGAACGAGACAUCUUUGCCGGAUCCCUGCAUACUCGAGCAAAACAGUUUAGAGGAGCCAAUGGAUUGCUCUGAUGCAAAUAACACAAGCGAAAAUGAACUGGAUCAGGGCGAUACGUGCUCGUCGCAAAUAUCUAUCGAAACUUGCAGUCAUAUUCCGAAGCUUUUCAUGCCAGCCUUGCGUACAGUUGACAAUACAGCCGAGGACGCUGUAUCGCCAAGAACAACCACUGAGUUCGUCAGUACAACUGAGAUAGAAGCAUACAAGGAAUCCAAAACUUUGUAUGUCAGCUCUGAAUCUGAUGUAGACAAAACUGAUGAGUGUAAUUCUAAACUUUCAAACGUCACUGGAGUGGCGACGGACAUCACUGGAGUGGUGACGGAUGUCGCUAGAGUGACGACGGACGUCGUUAGAGUGACGACGGACGUAGCUGAAACGACGACGGACCUCACUGGGGUAGCGACAGACGUCACGGAAAAACUUCCGCUUUUGGAAUGUGCUUUCGAUUCUUCGUUUACAGCCAAACAGACACGUAGGCUGCAUCCAGGUCAUGUUCCAACGGAGCCCCCAUUAUUAACACCGUCUCCGGAUAUCUUUCGUAAACGUUACCAAGAAAGUUGUCAAACAGAUGUGACGGUAGCCGAUUCAGUGCAAAACUAAUACGUUUUUGUGCAGUUUUUUGUACGUCUUUUGCCAUAGUUCUGUUGUGUUAAAAAUACAUUUUAUAUGAAAUAUUUAUAUAUUGAGAAGUGAAAAUUAAGGGACUGUUUACAUGAGACUAUAAGUGAACUUAAACCAGAUUUAGUCACUUUUUCCUCCACGGUCUGUUCUGUAAGGCUGUUUACUUGAGUUUUUAUCACUUUAGGCGAAGUAAAAUUCACUUUUGGAGGUAUUUUACUUCAGAAAAUUCACCGAAAUAAAAUUUUAAACCGGUGCGAGAUUUUUAUGUAAACGCUACCAUCCUGAAGUAAGAACUAUCAAUCAAUUCUUUUUUUUUAUAAGCGGAUAUUGGUGAGUGCGCAUGCUUAAAAGAGGAAAUACAAAAAUAUUCAGUGUGGAAUUUCACUACUCCUUGGCUUCAUUCCGGUCUCGUGUAAACGCGGCCUUAACGAAUUAUUUUCCUUUUUAUAGCUGCGUCAAACUCGCGGAAAAGAUUCCCCGUUAGUGUUCUCUGGGCGAAGUCAGAAUUUCUAGUCUUGUUUUAAACCCCUAUAUAAUCUUUACAAAGCUUAACGAAACUUGUUGUUUGUGUAAAUUUUUACAUAAUUAAGAUCUUCAAUUUAUAUUUGGAUAUAUAUUUAUAUUUAUUUCUUAAACCAGUUUUUCUUACCAAAAAAAAAGAAAAUUAUUUUGAA